This is a messenger RNA of Fomitopsis serialis, 866 nucleotides long. RefSeq lists its product as uncharacterized. Bases 103 to 537 code for a protein of 144 amino acids. The record is from RefSeq and is a predicted model, not a curated record. Lineage: Eukaryota; Fungi; Basidiomycota; Agaricomycetes; Polyporales; Fomitopsidaceae. The transcript has 3 exons.
ACAACACCCUAUUUCACACAUCCUUAAAGGGCCACAUAUCUCCCGUAUUCCUUCCCACAUUUUGCCCCCCUCUUUCUGCCUAUCCUCUACGAAGCACCAGCCAUGCCAGGGACGAAGCGCGCCGCCGAGGACGACCACGCAGGGCCUACCACCCGCUCGGCGAAGGUUCCCAAGACCGAGGGCGCGGCCAGCCCUGCGAAGGGUCGCGGUCGGGGCGGCAAGAAAGGUCCCAAGGCCACGAUGGCCGCGUCCCAGUUCAAAAACCGCGCGAUGCCCUUGCAUGUCAACAUCACCCACACGCCUCCCGCGCUCCCCGACGCGGCCGGCGACGACAAGGAGACCGUGACAGUCGCAUCCCAGGACCCAGGCUUCGUCGGCACAACCACGCUCGUGCCUGCAACGUUUGCAACCGGCAGCUACGGCUGGAAGGGCUCCAAGCGCGUCACCAUCGAGCUGCAAAACGCCGAUGGCGCGGAAGGCGAGAAGGAGAAGGUGCAUGUCAUGAUUACGUGGGUGUCCGUUGUUCCGUGUGUCUAGGGCUGUGAUGCUGAAGUGGAGACAGCAUCAAUGCCACCGUCAUGGGCAGCAAGGGCGCGAAAGAGGGUGCCGACGAGAACAAGGAGGCCAAGGAGUACGCUGAAGACCAGGCUGAGGACCAGGCUGAGGAAACUGCCAAUGGCGAGGAGAAUGGCGCUGAGCCCAAGGAGGGCGACAUCACCGAAGCCCUGCCGGAAACCGAGACAGCAGCAGCAGAAGCAUGAACAGGAUGAAUGUGGUACACGAACUUUGAUGAAAAUGAAUGAUCUCCUGUCAAUAUGCUCGUUUUUAUCGUUUAAUGUAUACCUUAUCUGUUCGUUGACAGCGAA